This is a messenger RNA of Brachypodium distachyon (stiff brome), 1062 nucleotides long. NCBI's taxonomy places the organism in Eukaryota, Viridiplantae, Streptophyta, Magnoliopsida, Poales, Poaceae. The record is from the annotation of a RefSeq genome assembly.
AUGACUAUAGCCCUUGGUAGAAUUCCUAAAGAAGAAAAGGAUCUAUUUGAUACUGUGGACGACUGGUUACGAAGGGACCGUUUCGUUUUUGUAGGAUGGUCCGGCUUAUUGCUCUUUCCUUGUGCUUAUUUCGCUUUAGGAGGGUGGUUUACAGGGACAACUUUUGUAACUUCUUGGUAUACCCAUGGAUUGGCUAGUUCCUAUUUGGAAGGUUGUAAUUUCUUAACCGCAGCAGUUUCUACCCCUGCCAAUAGUUUAGCACACUCUUUGUUGCUACUAUGGGGCCCGGAAGCACAAGGAGAUUUUACUCGUUGGUGUCAAUUAGGUGGCCUAUGGACUUUUGUAGCUCUCCACGGGGCUUUUGCACUAAUAGGUUUCAUGUUACGCCAAUUUGAACUUGCUCGGUCUAUUCAAUUGCGGCCUUAUAAUGCAAUCUCAUUCUCUGGUCCAAUCGCUGUUUUUGUUUCUGUAUUCCUUAUUUAUCCACUGGGGCAAUCCGGUUGGUUCUUUGCGCCGAGUUUUGGCGUAGCAGCGAUAUUUCGAUUCAUCCUUUUCUUCCAAGGAUUUCAUAAUUGGACGUUGAACCCGUUUCAUAUGAUGGGAGUUGCCGGAGUAUUAGGCGCGGCUCUCCUAUGCGCUAUUCAUGGAGCGACCGUAGAAAACACUCUAUUCGAAGACGGUGAUGGUGCAAAUACUUUUCGCGCUUUUAACCCAACUCAAGCUGAAGAAACUUAUUCAAUGGUCACUGCUAAUCGCUUUUGGUCCCAAAUCUUUGGUGUUGCUUUUUCCAACAAACGUUGGUUACAUUUCUUUAUGCUAUUUGUCCCCGUCACCGGUUUAUGGAUGAGUGCUAUUGGCGUAGUUGGCCUGGCUCUGAACUUACGUGCCUAUGACUUUGUUUCCCAGGAAAUCCGUGCAGCGGAAGAUCCUGAAUUUGAGACUUUCUACACCAAAAAUAUUCUUUUAAACGAGGGUAUUCGUGCGUGGAUGGCAGCUCAGGAUCAGCCUCAUGAAAAUCUUAUAUUCCCUGAGGAGGUUCUACCACGUGGAAACGCUCUUUAA